UCCCGCAGCCCCUCAGCUCUGACCGCGCUCGCUCUUUGCCAGAUCCGGGCCAGGACCAGACACAAGAGCAGGACCGCGCCCGUGGCCGCUUCCGCCGGGCAGCACAGGCCUUUCUGAAAUUUGUGGGCAUUCGGCGUCGAAAGACCAGGAUCACACCAACCGAGGUCAUGGCGCAGCCUGACCCCACGCCGACUGAGCUCACGGCCGAGGCUGAUGGCGCAGCGACCCAGGGCAUGGCAGGCACUGACAUCCCAGCCGCUCAGCGCCUGCCCACUGCUCCUAGUCUGGACAUUCCCGGGGAGAGAGUUGUCUCUGUGGAAGAAGCCGUGAAGCCAGACAGAGACAUGGAGCAGAGCCCCCCCAGGGUGCCCAAGCUGGCCUGGCUGAAGGAGGGGGAGGAGGAAGGCCCUGGAGCUGCCCCAUCCCAGCAGCCUGAGGAGGCAGAGCAGUGCCAGCCCCUGCAGGAGGAUCCAGGUCGGGCCCGGACACAAGAGCAGGACCGCGCCCGUGGCCGCUUCCGCAGGACAGCAGAGAUGGUUUGCCAAUUCACCCGCUGCAUUUGGAGGGAAGAGACCAUUGCCAUGGGCGCUGGGGGCAUGGCAAACUCUGACCUCUGCAAUGCCCACACCAGUGCUGCCCUGCUGGAUUUGCUUGUGGAGAACGGUGUCUCCAAUGCCAAGAAAGUGCCGGCCUUGGUCAGGUACAUCCACGGGUGGCUGACGGCCAAUGCGUCUGCGGAGCGCAGACUAGACAAGACUGUGCUGGCUCUGGUCGAGGCACACCCCGUGGAUGUGGUGGUGACUCUGCUGCGCUCUGCCCCAUCCUGUGACAGAGCUGCUGUGACCAUGUGGAGGACAAUCAUCUCCUCAAGAAGUACUGCAGAGUCGGUGCUGCAGAUCCUUGCCCUUGUCCUGGGAAGCUGGCCAGCCUGCAGCAUGUGCACCUCGGAUGGGGAUGAAACGGAAGUCUUUGCCCUGGCUGCAACCUUGGCACUCUGGAAGAUCCUCCAUCUGCUCUGCUGCACGCGUGCAGUGAGGGGGUGUUUCCCCAACCUCUUUGUGCAUCUGCUCUUCCAAGUGUUCCUCAGCACAGUGCAGAUGCCGGAGGAGGUUGACACCUUCUGGAGGGAGUGCCGGAAGCAACGCAGCCUUCCCACCCAGCCCAACAGGUUUGCAGCGCUGACCCUCAAAGCCCUGCUGCGCCGUCUGCGCUGCGAGAGCGUGUUGGUGGCCAUGGAACGCAAGUGUGGCUGGGACACGCUGCUCAACGCUGACACCCACCACUACGCGGUGGGUCUGCUGGCCAGCAUCGUAUGCUGCCUCCUGGAGCUGCUCAGCGAAGAGAUGUGUCCCUGGGAGCUCCCUGCCAUGGCGUUCCUUGUGGAGGCCCUGGCCUACCUGGAGGUGACCGACUGCGGCGAAAGCAUCCUGCCCAUCCUUUCAAGGCACCUGUGGAGCGAGUGCCCAGAGAUGCGUCGCCAAGUGCUGAGAGGCCUGGUGGUGCUCAGCCAGGAUGCCGUGACGGCCAAAAGAAUGCGCAGCCUGACCCAAAGCCUCGUGCAGCUCCUGUGGGAUGCAGAUGGAGAGCUGGUCAGGAUGAGCGUCACUGUACUCGGCUUUCUGCUCUCGGACAAAGACAUCCGACUCUCCAGCCCCACCGCCCUGCAGUUGGCUGAGGCGCUGCAGCCGCUCUUCGACGACGCUGACAGCAGUGUGCAGCUGUCCUCCGUCCUCCUCUUCCGGGGGCUGAUGAUGAUGAUAGAGAAAGAGGGAAAAAAGCCCCUGAAGCCACAUGUCCGCCAGAGCCUGCUUCCACUCUUCUUCCACUGCCAUGAUGAGAACCAGAGAGUGGCAGAGGCCUCUGGGGAAGCGCUGCUUUGCGUGGCCGGCUUCCUGAAGAGGAGGGAUCUCAAGAAGAUCCUGAAGCAGAAGGAGCUGUGGAGGUUCAGCGAGUGCCUGCUGGAGAAGGAGCGGAGCCGAGUGGCCGAGUACCUGCGCCAGGCCCUUCCAUACCUGGAGAGCCCACAGGAGCCCCUGCGAGAGGCGGCCGUCAGGUUCGCAGGGAUGGCCGGGAGGUACCUGCGGGGACAGCCUGAAGAGCUGCAGGACAUCAUGGACACCCUUCAGGGGAUGAGGAACGACACCAGCCCCACCGUCUCGAGGCUGGCGCUUCAGAGCUGCUGUGUCAUCGAAGCUGCCCAGAGAGCUCCAUCCUCCAGACGGCCGCAGCUGCGAGACUGGCUCUGCAGGGCCUGCAAGACCUGGCCUGCUCUGCGGGGCAGUUUCUGCCUGUGCUGCCAGAGCUCUGUGGAGGGUUGAUGGGGGAAGCUGUGUCUGCUGGGGCCCCGUGAGCCUGCGAGGAAGACCCCUGCUCUGCAAGCACUUUCCUCUACCCCAACAUGGGAAUAUAAAAUUCCUCUGGUCACA
Molecule: messenger RNA, 2426 nt
Organism: Neopelma chrysocephalum (saffron-crested tyrant-manakin)
Lineage: Eukaryota; Metazoa; Chordata; Aves; Passeriformes; Pipridae
Product: maestro heat-like repeat-containing protein family member 6
Exons: 17
Coding region: 168-2318 (716 amino acids)
Cellular component (GO): cytoplasm
Source: RefSeq, a predicted model, not a curated record